Juglans microcarpa x Juglans regia is the source of this 1979-nucleotide messenger RNA. RefSeq names its product leucine-rich repeat receptor-like serine/threonine/tyrosine-protein kinase SOBIR1. The transcript has a single exon. The record is from RefSeq and is a predicted model, not a curated record. Lineage: Eukaryota; Viridiplantae; Streptophyta; Magnoliopsida; Fagales; Juglandaceae. The coding region runs from base 41 to 1966 and encodes 641 amino acids. Gene Ontology annotation, biological process: protein phosphorylation. Gene Ontology annotation, molecular function: protein binding; protein kinase activity; ATP binding.
CGCCUAUAAAGGAUAACAAAACUUCCAUACCUCGCCAGAAAUGGCAGCCUUUCCCAUCAACGGUAAUGGCAAUGGCCACGGCAAAGCUCGCCUCUCUCUUUUUACUCUCUUCUCCCUCUUCCUCCUCACUCACUCCAGCUUGACUCUCAACCUCUCCGAUCUCAAAGCCCUCUCCACUCUCCAAAAUAACUUGGGCCUCAACGCUCACCAUUACCUCUCUGCCAAGCCAUGCAACACUCCUGGUGUUUUCUGCGAGAGGAGGCUCUCGAACAACAGCAUCCAUGAGCUCAGAGUCACGAGACUCGUCUUCGAUUCCAGAAGCCUCGAUGGGUUUCUUUCCCCAUUGAUCGCUCGUCUCUCUGAGCUCAAGGAGCUCUCUCUUCCUAACAACCAGCUCGUUAACCGGCUGCCCUCCCAAAUAGUUGACUGCCGGAAACUUGAAAUUCUGAACCUCCGGAACAACCGGUUUUCCGGGGAAAUCACGAGGGAAUUGUCCUCGCUUGUACGACUUCGAGUCCUCGAUCUUGCCUCCAAUAAGUUCUCCGGGGACCUGGGUUUCUUGAAGUAUUUUCCCAACUUGGAGAAUCUCUCUAUUGCGGAUAAUCUCUUCACCGGAAAAGUUCCUGCGUCCGUUCGUUCUUACCGUAAUCUGAGAUUCUUCAACUUCUCCGGAAACCCGUUUCUUGAAGGUUCAGCCCCAUUGAUGAACCGGCUCGAAUACUCCGCCUCCGAUGUCCCAAAACGACGGUACAUUUUGAGUGACAAUUUAACCAGAAGAAGCGUUAGUAAUUCUGCAGUUGCACCAUCUCCAAGUAGAAUUGCCCCUUCUGAUGCUCCAGCCCCUUCUCCGGCGGCAUCAGCUCGCAAUCAUAAAAAAAAUCACCGGAAGCUAACUGGAUGGAUACUCGGAUUCCUGGCUGGAGGACUGGCAGGAAGCAUAUCUGGGUUCAUCUUUUCAUUAAUGUUUAAGCUAAUCUUGGCUGUGGUAAGAAGUGGAGGAAAGGAACCAGGCCCUUCAAUCUAUAGUCCUCUGAUAAAGAAAGCCGAGCACUUGGCUUUCCUGGAGAAAGAAGACGGGCUAACUUCGUUGGAGAUCAUAGGAAGAGGUGGGUGUGGAGAGGUUUACAAGGCAGAAUUGCCUGGAAGCGACGGGAAAAUGAUUGCCAUAAAGAAGAUAACUCAACCUCCAAAGGAUACUGCAGAAUUGACUGACGAAGAUAGCAAGCUUUUGAACAAGAAAAUGCGUCAAAUUCGAUCGGAGAUCAAUACCGUCGGUCAGAUUAGGCACCGGAAUCUUCUUCCUCUGCUAGCCCAUCUGAGUCGGCCUGAUUGCCAUCUUCUCGUGUAUGAAUUCAUGAAGAAUGGGAGUUUACAGGACAUGUUACAUGAUGUUUCACAAGGGAAUAAAGAACUGGAUUGGCUUGCUCGGCACAGGAUUGCACUGGGAGUUGCAGCAGGGCUCGAGUAUCUUCACCUGCACCAUAGCCCGCGUAUAAUUCAUAGAGACCUCAAGCCGGCAAACAUUCUCCUCGAUGAUGACAUGGAAGCUCGAAUUGCAGAUUUCGGGCUUGCAAAGGCAAUGCCUGAUGCUAAUACUCAUAUCUCGACUUCCAACGUCGCCGGAACCGUGGGCUACAUAGCGCCGGAGUACCACCAGACACUAAAGUUCACAGACAAGUGUGAUGUCUACAGCUUUGGGGUGAUGCUCGGGGUUUUGGUGAUGGGAAAGCUGCCGUCCGAUCAGUUUUUCCAAGAGACAAAUGAGAUGAGCUUGGUUAAAUGGAUGAGUAAUGUAAUGACAUCCGAGAAUCCCAAACAAGCAAUCGAUCCAAAGCUUCUGGGAAAUGGAUUUGAGGAUCAAAUGCUCUUGGUUCUGAAGAUUGCUUGCUUUUGUACACUCGGUGACCCAAAACAGAGGCCCAACAGCAAGGAUGUUAGGUGUAUGCUCUCUCAGAUCAAGCACUAAGUACGAGUAAUGC